Molecule: messenger RNA, 1407 nt
Organism: Acyrthosiphon pisum (pea aphid)
Lineage: Eukaryota; Metazoa; Arthropoda; Insecta; Hemiptera; Aphididae
Exons: 3
Coding region: 491-934 (147 amino acids)
Source: RefSeq, a predicted model, not a curated record
UCAUUUUUAUACUCGUUAUCGAACAUUGUCUUCGACUGAUUACGCUCGCACAUUGCAAUAAUUAAUCUAGCCGCCCAAAAAUAGUCAUUCUCUUGUCACGCACCAUCAUCUGUCAUACAGUGAGAUAUUUCACCUUUAUAGCAGAGAUUUAUAUUGUUCAGAAUUUCUUUCUUUUUAGAAAUUCAACAUCUAAUAAUCAAAUUUCACUUUUUAAAUAAUACUGUAUACGGACUAAAAAUUGGUAAUCGACAGUAAUUUUUAUUAAUUUAUUGGCUCUAAUAUGUAUAUCGUGUGAGUAAAUUAAGCAAUUACUAUUUUUUUCUAUUAUUUAUAUAAUUUAAUGCACCACGGUGAAUUGGGAAUUUUAUACUGAUUUUGGUAGCGACUUGCCUGUUUCCAUACUGUCCAUGUAUAACAAGCAGAGAAUAAAUUACCAUAGACGAUGUGCAGAAAAAAAACUUAUGUAAAGUGACAUCUUCGGACUUCAACAAUGGAUAACGAAAGAGAUUUUAUUGCAUUACUGUAUUUUAUAACAUUUAUUCUAUUUGUUUUUUGGUAUUAUCAACGAACAUACUGUGUUACAAAACCUGAAACAUCAAAUCAUUUAAAUGAAAUUGAAUUGGAUAAUGGUAGUCACUUAACUAGGAUCAACAGUGACCAACAACGUUACAGUGAAGUGCCAUUAAAUAUUUUAAACAGUUUGGAGUAUGAAAAUAUAUUAUAUAAUCCAUUGCAAGAACAACCACGUCAACAAUAUAUAACUGCACAAACUUCUAUAAAUAAUAUUUCCACCACACGAGCCACAAUUAUACCAUUUAGUUCUAGCUUAAAUUAUGUGGAGCUUAAUUCAUCUAAUGUAGGUUCUUUUUCAAGAUCUCCACUCGAUGACCCACCGCCUUCAUAUGAAGAGUGCGUUGUGAGUUAUCGUCCAUAACCUCAGACCUAAAUUAACUAGGAAAUUAGGAAGUCAUUGAUUUAUAUCCAUGUAUACCUAUGAUAUUUUAAGAAGUGAACAAGACUUUUAAACAAAAUCAUCGGAAUUUAAAAUUGUGUGCACUGAGCUUUUGUAAUUUGUAUUUCAUAUGAUCAUAUUAUACUUUACCUACGCUAUUUUAUAAUACCAAAUUAUGUAUGUUACUAACCGAUUACUGUUGUAUAAUUUUUUUCUAGAGAUUGACCAUCUAAUAUUGAAUAAUUAUAUUGUAUUGUACUGUAGUAAUGUCAAAAAUAAUAUCUACUUAUACCUAUGGUCAAAUAUAAGUAUAUAAUAUAUAUAUUUAUUUAUUAAAUCAUAAACAAUUUAAAAUUUCGAUAUUGAUUAUUAAGCAUAUAUUAUGUACCUAUGUAAAUUACAUACUAAAGAGUAAACCUUACUAUAUAUAUUAAAUAUAAAUAAAUUAUACCGAA